AUGACUGCUGCAUUCUUAAAGCCAUCUUUUUCAGACGAGGACGUGACACAUACCAAGCUUCAUCGCCGCCAACAGCAACAAGCCAAUUACUACAACAGAGGCGCACAAGACCUCCAGCCUUUAGAGCCCGGAGAUACCGUGCGAGUUGAGCCCUGGCGCGCGGGAAGAAAACAGUGGCAAAAGGGUGUCGUAAAGAGUCGCAUUGACGAAAGAUCUUACGAGGUUAAGCUGCCUCAAGGACUCCUUCGACGAAGUCGUGUUGAGCUACGCAAGUCCAAUGAAGCGCCUAGAUCAACGUUGAAGAUGACGACGUCAUAG
This is a messenger RNA of Porites evermanni, 318 nucleotides long. The record is from the annotation of a GenBank genome assembly. NCBI's taxonomy places the organism in Eukaryota, Metazoa, Cnidaria, Anthozoa, Scleractinia, Poritidae.